GAUUAAAAACGUGAUUUACUUCAGCCCAUUCAGCUCUUAGGUUAGGUAACGAUUCCGAAGAAGCAAUUCUUUGGUAUAAUACUAUAUUAUAAAUAAAAUACGUACAUAAUUAUGGCUAAAAUUAAAUGGAAAAUUAAUGAAAAAGACAGUGAAGAAAAUAAAAAAAAAAGUAAAAUGAAGGGCGUGAGAUCUAAUUAUGGAGCUGAAAACUUAAUAAAUGCUGUAAAUGAGGUUAUGAAAGGAAAUAGUGUAGCUGCAUCGAGCCGAUUAUAUAAUGUGCCUCAAUCCACAAUUAGAGCUCAUGUGCAGGGUAAACAUUCUAAUAAAAAACCUGGGCCUAAUACAGUUCUGUCUGAAGAGGAAGAAGACAGACUUGUGAAAUGGAUUUUUCAUUGUGGUGACCAAGGCUUUCCAAUAACAAAAGAACAUUUGUUACAAAGUGUACAGUUGCUUCUGGUGGAAUUGAAAAGACAAAAUCCUUUCACCAAUGGUGUACCGGGUCGUCAUUGGUAUGAAGGAUUUUUAAGAAGACACAAUAAAAUUGCAACAAAAUUAUCAGAAAAUGUAACUCUCAAUCGUGCAAAAGUGUCUGAAACCAGUAUGAAACAGUGGUUUAAUGAGAUUAAGCAGUAUUUAGAAUCUAAGGGCCUUUUGAAUAUUGACAGCAGCAGAAUAUUUAACUGCGAUGAAACUGGACUUUCUUUGAAUCCCAAAACCUCAGCAGUACUUGUUAAAAGAGGCACAAAAUAUGUUUAUAAAAUUGACGGUAACAGUGAAGAAGAAACUGUCACAGUGUUAGUUACAGCAAAUGCUGCAGGUCAACUUGCGACACCUUUGAUCCUAUUCAGUGGUCAUAAGGUACCACCUGAAGUGCAACAGUUGUUGCCUAGUGGUUUAAGUGCAGGUGUUUCAAAUAAUGGCUGGAUGACAGCCAAAAACUUUUAUGAUUAUGUGACUAAUGUAUUAUAUCCUUGGCUAUUGCACAAUAAUAUAGUAUUUCCCAUUAUUUUAUACAUUGAUGCACAUUCCCCCCACGUAACACUAGCUCUUAGUGAAUUUUGUCAUAAAAACGGAAUUGAAUUGAUGGCUUUAAAGGCAAAUCCAAUGCAUAUCCUACAACCACUUGAUGUGUCGUUUUUUCAUACCUUUCAAUCUUUCUGGCAGAAAAAUUGCAUGGAAUUUUGCAACAGCAACAAUUUGUUAAGUGUCAAAAAAUAUCAAGUUGCAAACAUCUUAAAAAGUACUUUUGAAAGUAUUAAAGUAGCAAAAAUUCUCCAAAAUGGGUUCAGGACUUGUGGUUUAUACCCUAUUAAUGAAAAUGUUGUAAAUUAUGAAAAAGUUUUUAACAGAAUCGCUAAAGUAUCCUGCGAAGAAGAAAACAUUCUAGUCAAACAUACUUAUGAUACACAAAGUGGACUAAAAUGUAUUGAAAAUGUUAUUGGAAAAGAUAAACUGCUUGUAUUUAAAAGUUAUGAAAUUCGUCAAUGGUGCGGCAAAAAGGAGGAUGAAAAUUUAUUUUAUUUAUGGUUUGAUUUAUCACGCGAGGUACAACAAAAGGAAAAUAUAGAACAAUAUGUGAAUAAAAUUAAAGUUGAGGACCAUUUUUGUAAUUGAGAGCAAAUACCUCAUGAUUUGGGCUGUUCAAUAAAGUAUGAAAAAUUAUUUAAGUAAAAAGAAAGAAAUGUUGAAAAAGAAAAAGGUGUUCAUAAUGUACUAAAUUUAAAACAGUAUGAAACUAAAGGUAAUAAGUAUUACCUAAUUGAAUACUUAUUAAAAGAAUGUAUCUAUAUAUAUAUAUAGCUAAAGUAUGCGAGAUCUCGAAAAUUUCGAGACGAGACCGUAACAGUAUGUCACUUUCAACAUCUUCGAGAAUCUCGACAUUUACGAAAAUCUCGAUAUCUUCGAUUAGGGACAUACAGUGGGUGUAGAAAGUAUUCGUACAGCAAUCAAUUUCAACAAAAACAUUAUAGAACUUUGUUUAUUACAAAAACGUGUUAACAAAAAAGAUGUGUACAUAUUCUUUAAAAUCUUCAAAACAAAUGUCACAAAAAAGAAAUUGUUUAUUUAUAUUCUUUAUGAAACUAUUAACAAAACUCUUAAAUAUGGAUGAAAAUAUACGCAUAAUAAGUAUUCGUACACUUCCAACUUUACAACAAGGUCUCUUAAUUUUUAUACAUACACAUAACAAAAAUCAACUUGUUUGUUAUUUUAGUAUUUAGUUGGAUUUCCUUUAGAUUGUAUAAUCGCAAUAAGAGCCAACGUGACAUUGACUUUACUAACUUUCUGGUGAUUGUACUCGAAAUGUUAUUCCAUUCUUGCAGUAGUGCAUUUUUUAAAUCUUUUUUUGAACAAAUAUGGUGAUUUCGAAUCUUUUUUUCGAGAUGACCCCAUAAGUGCUCUAUGACGUUUAUGUCUGGAGACUGCAGAGAGAUUGGUAAGGAGUGGUACAUUAUACAGGAUCCAUUGUCUUGUAUUAUAAGCAUUAUGCUUUGGAUCAUUGUCUUGUAAAAAGAUAUACCAUCGAUAAAAUGGCGGGAUCCAUCCCCAUUCGCA
Molecule: messenger RNA, 2553 nt
Organism: Megalopta genalis
Lineage: Eukaryota; Metazoa; Arthropoda; Insecta; Hymenoptera; Halictidae
Cellular component (GO): nucleus
Molecular function (GO): DNA binding
Source: RefSeq, a predicted model, not a curated record